This is a messenger RNA of Kwoniella botswanensis, 3669 nucleotides long. RefSeq lists its product as uncharacterized. Gene Ontology annotation, biological process: ubiquitin-dependent endocytosis. The coding region runs from base 1 to 3669 and encodes 1222 amino acids. Gene Ontology annotation, cellular component: cytosol; plasma membrane; cytoplasm. The record is from RefSeq and is a predicted model, not a curated record. Gene Ontology annotation, molecular function: ubiquitin protein ligase binding; protein-macromolecule adaptor activity. The transcript has 6 exons. Lineage: Eukaryota; Fungi; Basidiomycota; Tremellomycetes; Tremellales; Cryptococcaceae.
AUGCCAAAGAAUAACGGACCGUUACAGAUCCGAUUGACGGAACCUGUCAUCUUUCUCAAGGGACCUUCAACAGGAUUGGAUUUUCGUGGGAGACCUCAAGCUGUCAGACAGGAUGGUCAGCCUGCCAUGGUCAGGGGUCUGUUGACUUUACGUCUGAGUAAACCUACGAGAAUAAGAAGUAUAACUAUCAAGCUUGAGGGUAAAGCUAGGACAGAAUGGCCCGAAGGUAUCGGCUCCAAAAGAAUGGACACAUACGAAGAGCAUGUGAUUCUCUCUGACCAAACUACAUUCUUCAAUGCAAUCCAUAACGACAGUUCAAGAUCCAGAUCAGCUAGGAGGGCAUUAUCCGUGGGACCAGGAGUGAGACUCGGAGGACACGAAGAUGAGGAGAUAGAUGAUGAUAAUGAUCUGAACGAUGUUCCAAGGGAUGGAGAUGAUCUGGAUGAUUGGUUGGAAAUUGGUAGACCUCGUGCCCGUGUUCCUAGAUCAAGUAGUGCUAUGCCAGGUACGCAAGACAAUCAUUCAUGGCAUAGAGAUGGGUUUUCAAGAAGACCAAGUUUCGAUACUACCCCUCAAUCUACUCGAUCAAGCUUCUUAGAUAUUCAGAAUCUCAGUAUACAAGAAAGAGGUCCAUCUCCUGCUUAUACACCUCAUGCUUCACCUCCUCGUCGAUCAUCUACUUUACCUGGUGAAACACGUCAUUCAUCUAGACCUUCAUCCCUUAGACAGAGUAACAACGCCUCUAUGUCUACCACUACGUCUCGCGAACCAGCACUUUCACCUAUCGCUUCUGCUGCACCAUCGCAGAGUACAUCGGAGAGAGGCGACAGUGCAGAAGCGGAGCAUCGAAGACCCGCACAUCAGCUUAGAAGUAACAUAUCUUCAGAUGCGGUACAAGAAGGCACAGUAUGGUCACCACACCCCCCACAAAAUGAUUCGGCGCUAGAUGAGGAGGAAGAUGAUUCUGCGGCACCCUCGCCGGCCCUAAGACCGAUCCUCAACCAACGAAGCUGUCAUAUGAGUGCAGGUGAAGUGAGAUUCCAAGAUCCGGUACACGACAGUACGCCUCAGAAUGGGAGCACAGAAGAACAAUCAGCAGCAGCAACCUCUGGAUCGACCCCUACACCUGAUCAAUCUACCCCUCCCGCGUCUGCAGUUGAUGCCUCUGUACCUCCUCCAUCCGCUGGGACAUCCAUCACUGCCGGAAAUCGAGCCGCAUCCGUCCGAACAUUCAACUCUCAGUUCUCUACAUCCUCAGCUUCUCUCGCUCUGUCUUCUCAUGAUAAUACGCCUGAAGGGUCUCACAAUACUACUCCAGGCGAAAUUCAUCCAACCGGUGUCCAAGCGGUCUCGGUGGUUAAUACCGCUCAUAAUACUCCCGUCAACUCGGCCCCUCCGUCAAUCCAUCAACGAUCUUCCACCGAAACGCUUGGCAAUAUCGCUCACGGAUCGGGCAACGAGUCUUCCAGUCCUAAUACAUCUCGUCGAACCAGUACGGUCUCUAAUUCGAAUCGUCAGACCUCGGAAACUUCCAUUCACAAUUUACCUCACCAAGAACCACUACCAACUGUCACCCGCCAAGGUCGAAGUUCGCGUACUGGAAGCUCAUCGACUAUAGUCGAAACUCCCGGUGCUGUCUCUUCUAGCUCUCAAGUGAACGUCCCUUCCUCCCUCCGAAACGCAUCUCGUCCUCAGCGAUCAGCUAGCGGUACUCCCUCGUUGUCGUCUGCACCAAGCUUACAACAUCUACGAGCGUCAUCAAGUACCCAUCGAGAACCCAGCGAAGAUGGUCGAGGGAGGAAGAGCUCAAAAUUCAGUCUUGCAGCUACCUUGAGAGGGAUAAGCAGGGAUGUGAAAGAGACUUUCCACCAUCAUCACGGUCGAGGUUCAUCCAAGAGUAGAUCGAGGAUGUCUAGUCCGGUUAGAUCGGGAGCGGGAGCGGGCGAUAGUGGAUUUAGUGGUUUUAGUGAUCGACCUUCAUUACAGGAUGGAUCAUCUUCCAGUCAAAGUAUCAGUAUGUCUAUGACGGGUAGUGGAUCGGGAUAUGGACCGGGCGAUACCAUUCGACAAAGAGCGGGAAGUAGAAACCCCUCUUAUAGACAGGACGACUUCCAACCUUCCUAUGGACGUGGUGGGGCCGGUUCGAUUUCAACAAGUAGAAGAAGUAGGUCGAGGGAUAGGGAUCCGAGUGUGGCGAGAGUGAGAGAUGGUGAAUCUAGAGAAAGAAGUAGAAGUAGAGCGAGAGGUAGACAUAUGGGUAUGAAGGUUUUGACGGAUAAGUUGGGAUUGGGCGAACAUGAAGAUCAUCAUGGUGAGGAUGUACAUAAUUGGAAAGAAUUCAGGAAAGGAACGUACAAUUACCCCAUCUCAUUUCCUAUUCCCGUCAAUGCCCCUCCAACUAUCCAUGCUGAAUUUGGAUCAGUGACCUAUAGGCUGAAAGCCAGUGUGGUCAGAGUAGGUGCCCUGACACCUAAUUUGACGGAAGAUAUGGAGAUCACAAUGAUUGCUCAACCUCAGGAAGAUGAUAUGGAAGAGACUGAGAAUGUCAUCGUGGAAAGACAGUGGGAGGAACAGAUGAGGUAUCAAAUCACGUUGGGUGGAAAAGCCUUCCCUAUAGCUGGUACCAUACCGAUAAGUCUCAGGUUGAUGCCUUUGCUCAAAUGUAAGAUACAUCGGUUGACGGUCGCGCUGGAGGAAAAAACCGAUUACUUUGCACAAGAACGUAAAGUCGCACGACACGAGACACCGAAACGAUUCGUAUUGCUGUUUAUCAAACAACCGGAUCACAAAGAACGUAUAGAACCUUUAUUACCUAUCAUCUCCGAUGAUCCUAAUGCCGCCGAACAAUCACCUAUCGCUGAGAUGGCUCGACAAGCGGUGCUCAACAAUCCACCAAUGGACGUAUUUGAUCUGGAGAGAGAUCCGAAUGAUACAAUGUAUGCCCAGUUGAUGGAACCCACCGGUCCAUGGCAUUUGGAAAAAGAGCUGCACGUACCGGACUGUGCAUCCAAGAUUAAAUUUACGACCAAACAUGAACAGACCAAUAUAACUGUUGGACAUUGGCUCAAGGUUACUAUCAGAGUUGAAAGGGGGGACGAUGUAGCUUUGGAUUCGAAAGGAAGAAGAAAACAAUUUGAUAUUAUCAUUGAAACACCAAUCAAAAUUUUAGAUUGUCGAGUGAACCCUCAAUGGAACUCUUUACCUACCUAUAGUGUACUCAAUAGAGGAGUCAUGUCUACACCUGGAGUAUGUUCCAUUCACGGAACGAAAUCUACCACCAGCACAAAUACCAGUAAUAACGCUUCAUUGAGAAAUGACAAUACCAUAUCGACAUCAUCGACUAUCGUCCAAUCUGAUCCUCAUGCUCACGCUGCCCAUCGAAGAGGAACGGUCGAUCAGGUUGGUGGACCAAGCGGAGAGAAUGGCGAAGAUACCUUAUUAGAAAGAAAUAUAGUAUAUGACAGGUUGAUGUCUGGACAACAGACUGAGACGGGUGAAGUUCCUCCUUCGUACGGCGAGGCUACUGCUGGUGAAUCAUCUACAAGAGGAAGAGGCAGACAAGCUAUCUCGAGGACUGUAGAGCAAGAAGAUCAUGAUCAUGGACAGAUUGUGUUUAAUACGAGAGGGUCGAAUAGUAGAAGUAGAUCAAGAUUGGGUUUGAGAGAUUGA